Fusarium sp. VM40 is the source of this 5595-nucleotide messenger RNA. The record is from the annotation of a GenBank genome assembly. Lineage: Eukaryota; Fungi; Ascomycota; Sordariomycetes; Hypocreales; Nectriaceae.
AUGGCCAUGAGCCUCCCACAGCUCGGCGGCGCAGGAGGCCCUCACACUCAACCCUCUCUGCCUUCGCUACCAGCACACUUGCAAUCCGACACGCAUCUUACUGCUCACCUCGCCAGUCGUUUCCAUGUCUCCCAUCCUACCGCCCGAUUGUCUUCUCACGCACUCAUCUCUCUCAACACAUACACAAACUCGUCAAAGGGUCCUGAUGGUGGAAAGGAGGGAAGCGCCAUGGCCGGCGCUGAAGAUAUCGCCGACCGAGCCUAUCUGCGAUUAGGACACAGAUCUGAGAACCAGGCUGUCGUAUUUCUGGGUGAAUCUGGUGCUGGAAAGUCUACCAUUCGAGCCCACCUCCUUACUGCUCUUCUCAACAAGUCUUCGACGCCUCUCUCCACUAAGCUUUCUCUUGCCGCAUAUGUUUUUGAUAGUCUUACAACUACAAAGACUGCCACGACACCCACGGCGUCAAAGUCUGGAUUAUUUUACGAGCUGCAGUAUGAUACUUCGGCCACUACCAACCCUGUCUUGAUUGGUGGUAAGCUUCUGGACCAUCGCCUGGAGCGUAGCCGUAUCGCGGAUGUUCCUACGGGAGAGCGUAACUUCCAUGUUCUUUACUAUCUCCUUGCUGGUACAAGUGAGGCUGAAAGGUCUCAUCUUGGCUUGGAUGGAGGUUCCUCUGCCACAGGCACCACUCAGAAGCGUUGGAAGUAUCUUGGCCACCCUACCCAACUCAAGGUUGGAAUCAACGAUGCAGAGGGUUUCCAAGUCUUCAAGAAUGCUCUGCGAAAACUAGAGUUUCCUCGCGCUGAGAUUGCCGAGAUCUGCCAGAUUCUCGCCAGUAUUCUUCACAUUGGCCAGCUCGAGUUCGAGACGACCAGUCAGACCAGUGCUACUGGCGACGACAGUGGUGGCUUCUCCCACGAGGGUGGUACUACCAUCACUGCGGUUAAGAACAAGGAUGUUCUUAGCAUUAUUGCCGCUUUCCUCGGCGUGAGCGCUGCCGACCUGCAAACUACUCUGGGCUACAAGACGAAGAUGAUUCAUCGGGAGCGUGUCACAGUUAUGCUCGACCCUAACGGCGCACGUGCUCAUGCUGGCGAGCUGGCACGAACACUGUACUCUCUUCUUGUCGCUUGGAUCCUUGAGACCAUCAACCAGCGUCUUUGUGCCCCCGAGGAGUCCAUUGCUAACACCGUAUCGAUUGUGGAUUUCCCCGGUUUCUGCCAGCAGACCCCCACUGGCUCUGCGCUCGACCAACUGCUCAACAACGCCGCUACUGAGAGCAUCUACAACCUGACUCUCCAGAACUUCUUCGACCGCAAGGCCGACAUGCUCGAGUCCGAGGAGGUUAGCGUUGCUGCUACCAGCUACUUUGACAACUCAGAUGCCGUUCGAGGCAUCUUGAAACCUGGCAAUGGUCUUCUCAGCAUUUUGGAUGAUCAGACUCGACGCAACCGAUCUGAUAUGCAAUUCCUUGAGGCUUUGCGAAGGCGGUUUGACGGCAAGAACUCAGCUAUCGAGGUUGGCUCUGCCCAAGCCAAGUUGCCUGGUAGCAACUUCAUGACUGAGAACACUUCUGCUUGCUUCACUGUGAAGCACUUUGCUGGUGAGGUCGACUACCCUGUCAAGGGCCUCAUCGAGGAGAACGGCGAGAUCAUCUCUGGUGAUCUUCUCAACAUGAUUAACGGCACAAAGAGCGAGUUCGUUGCCCGCCUUUUCGGCCAGGAUGCUCUCCAGACCGUCACCCACCCCACUGAACGUACAACUGUUAUGCAGGCUACUGUCAGCUCGAAGCCCAUGAGAGCACCCAGUGUCAUGUCCCGAAAGACACACCGCACUGGCCGUCCCAGCACAGCUCACAAGCGUCAGCAGCAAGAGGCUCUUGAAGAGCUGGACCAACAAAGCCAGGCCGGAGGAGAGUCUAAGAAGAACUCUAAGAUGGCUCUCGAACAGGGAGCUUCAGGACAGUUCUUGGCCUCGUUGGACAACGUCCAAAAGGCUGUCACGGACCCUAGCACAAACUCAUACUUCAUCUUCUGUUUGAAGCCCAACGACCGAAGAAUUGCCAACCAGUUUGACAGCAAGUGUGUGCGCAUGCAGGUUCAGACUUUUGGUAUCGCUGAGAUCAGCCAGCGUCUCCGAUCUGCCGACUUCAGCUUGUUCUUGCCUUUCGGUGAAUUCCUAGGCUUGACAGAUUCCGAAACAAUCCUGGUCGGCAGCGAGCGGGAGCGUGCUGAGAUGGUCAUUGAAGAGAAGCAGUGGCCCCAGAAUGAAGUGAGAGUAGGUGCUACUGGUGUGUUCCUGAGCGAACGCUGCUGGAUGGAGGUUGCACAGCUUGGUGAAGCAGUUUCUGUCUACGGUCGCUACGGUGGCUUGCACUCAUCCGAUGCGGGUGACGGUCUGACACCUGCCGAGUCGAUGCCUUUCGGUGCCUCCAAGGAGCAUCUGGUAUCUGGUGGUAACACUCCUCUUAUGUAUGGUGAGAAGGGCAAGGGCGGUUACUUCACCGAUGACACCCGGUCUGAAGCUGGCGUCUCUACUUUCGGCGGAGGUGACAUGUUCAAGAAUCUGGACACUCGUGAACAGAUGGCCGAGCGAGGUAAUGAGAAGUCACUUGAGGAAGUUGAGGAGUAUAGAGAUAAACCUAGCCGAAAGCGCUGGGUGGCUCUUGUCUACUUUCUUACUUGGUUUAUUCCUGAUUUUGCCAUCAGACUGCUCGGACGUAUGCCUCGAAAGGAUGUACGCAUGGCCUGGAGAGAGAAGGUUGCCAUCAAUAUGCUCAUUUGGUUGAUGUGUGGUGUUGCUGCCUUCUUCAUGGUUGGAUUCCCCAUGCUUAUCUGCCCCAAGCAAUAUGUCUACAGUGCCAAUGAAUUGUCUUCCUACGAUGGUGACAAGGGCAGCAAGGGCGCCUAUGUUGCUAUUCGCGGUUUCGUCAUCGAUCUUGAAGCUUUCAUUCCCAACCAUUACCCCGGCAGCAACCUCGUUAGCGAUGAUACUCUCAUGAAUUACGCUGGCAAGGACAUCAGCAAUCUUUUCCCUGUUCAGGUCUCUGCCCUGUGCCAGGGUAAGGAUGGUGCCAUCCCCCCUGAGGUCACCCUCGACAACCGAAACACCAACAUCACUGGCCAGCCUCAACUGCUUGCUUCAAGAGACGUUGAUGUCAACUCGGUUUAUCACGAUUUCCGUUAUGGUACCAACGAUAGCCGACCCGAUUGGUAUUUUGAGCAGAUGUAUACCUUCAAGCAUGUCUACUUGAAAGGCAGAAUGGGUUACAGUCCCAAAUAUGUGUCAAAGCUAGCUCGAGAUUCGGCUUGGAACAUUGUCACUAUCCAUGGAAAGGUGUACGACAUGACCAGAUAUAUGCAGGGUGGUCUUCGCAUGAAGCCCAAGGCAGGCAAGGCUACUCCCAACAUCCCUGGUGCCACCGACUUUAUGGAAGAAAGCGUGCUUACGCUGUUCCGACAGGCCAAGGGUCAAGAUGUCUCCAAGUACUGGGAUAGCAUCAAGCUCGACGCAGUCAAGAAACAACGCAUGGAAACCUGCCUGAACAAUCUCUUUUACAUCGGUGACUCGGACACUCGAAACUCCACCCGCUGUCAAUUCGCCGAGUACUUCAUUCUGGCAAUCUCAGUUAUGCUGGCAUCUAUCCUGGUUUUCAAGUUCCUUGCCGCGCUACAAUUUGGUGGCAAGAACGUGCCCGAGAACCUCGACAAGUUCGUCAUGUGUAUGAUUCCUGCUUAUACAGAAGAUGAGGAUUCCCUGCGCCGUGCUAUCGAUUCGCUUUCCCGCAUGAAGUAUGAUGACAAGCGCAAGCUGCUCGUUGUUGUUUGUGACGGUAUGAUUAUCGGUCAAGGUAAUGACAGGCCUACGCCCCGCAUCGUGCUUGACAUUCUUGGUGUUUCUGAGACCGUCGAUCCCGAGCCCCUCAGCUUUGAGGCUCUCGGUGAGGGUAUGAAGCAGCACAACAUGGGUAAGAUUUACUCUGGUCUAUACGAGGUCCAAGGUCACAUCGUCCCGUUCAUGGUUAUUGUCAAGGUCGGCAAGCCUUCUGAGGUCUCUCGUCCCGGUAACCGUGGUAAGCGAGACUCUCAGAUGGUCCUCAUGCGUUUCCUCAACCGUGUUCACUACAACCUUGCUAUGAGCCCCAUGGAGCUUGAGAUGUACCACCAGAUCCGCAACAUCAUUGGUGUCAACCCAACCUUUUACGAAUACCUUUUCCAGAUUGAUGCCGAUACUGUCGUUGCUCCGGAUUCCGCCACUCGCAUGAUCUCUGCCUUCAUCGACGACACUCGCCUGAUCGCUUGCUGUGGUGAAACUGCUCUCACCAACGCCAAGGGCUCUUUUAUUACCAUGAUUCAGGUCUACGAGUACUGGAUUUCUCAUAACUUGUCCAAGGCUUUCGAGAGUCUGUUCGGUUCCGUCACCUGUUUGCCCGGUUGUUUCUCCAUGUACCGAAUCCGUGCCGCCGAGACAGGAAAGCCUCUGUUCGUCAGCAAGGAAAUUGUCGAAGACUACUCCACCAUUCGUGUUGAUACCCUCCACAUGAAGAACCUGCUGCAUCUUGGUGAGGAUCGAUACCUCACAACUUUGCUCCUCAAGUACCACUCCAAGUACAAGACCAAGUACCUCUACACCGCACAGGCAUGGACCAUUGCUCCUGACUCUUGGGCUGUCUUCCUGUCUCAGCGUCGUCGUUGGAUCAACUCUACUGUGCACAACUUGGCCGAGCUUAUUCCCUUGGCUGAACUUUGCGGUUUCUGUUGUUUCAGUAUGCGUUUCGUCGUCUUCAUCGAUCUUCUGUCCACUAUUGUCCAGCCUGUCAUUGUCAUGUACAUUGUCUACCUGAUCUACCAGGUCGCUUCCAACCCCUCUGUCGUGCCUAUCACAGCUUUCUUGCUGCUUGGUGCCAUCUACGGUCUGCAGGCCAUCAUCUUCAUCUUGCGUCGUAAGUGGGAGAUGGUUGGUUGGAUGAUUAUGUACAUUGCAGCCAUUCCUGUCUUCUCUUUCGGUCUGCCUCUUUACUCCUUCUGGCACAUGGAUGACUUCAACUGGGGUAACACACGUGUUAUUGCUGGUGAGGCUGGCAAGAAAAUCGUCGUUUCCGACGAGGGCAAAUUUGAUCCUAACUCGAUUCCUCGCAAGAAGUGGGAGGAGUACCAAGCCGAGCUUUGGGAGACUCAGACCCAGACUGCUCGCGACGAUGUUCGAUCCGAGAUUUCUGGUUACAGUUAUGCCACCAAGGCCCAAGGACCUUUCUCUGAGUACGGUGGUGGUUACCAGCCCAGCCGUCCUGGUUCAACUGCUGGCUUCGGCCACCAGAACAUGUCUCGCAUGUCUCUGGCGCACUCUGAGAUGCCUGGCAACCGCAUGAGUCAAUUCGGCGGUUCUCAGUUCUUCUCUCCCGAGGAAAUGGUGGGCAUGCCUAGCGAUGACGCCCUUCUCGCUGAGAUCCGCGACAUCCUCAAGACUGCUGACUUGAUGACCGUCACCAAGAAGGCCAUCAAGCAGGAGCUGGAGAGACGCUUCAACGUUCCUCUGGACGCGAAGAGGGCCUAUAUCAACUCUGCGACUGAAGCUCUCCUUUCCGGCCAAUUGUAG